UACCCACCCACUCGGGCUCGCAGACACUCCCUCCUUCUCUCUCUCUCUCUCACACACACACACACGCACACCAAGCUAUACAAAUUCCAGAGGAAGAACAGAAGUGAAUUGCAUCCUCGGUCCCACCGCCUAUAUAGGGAUUGUCUCCUUUUGCAGGGGAGGGAAGGAAGAACCGCGAGGGGGCGGGUAGAAAGACCCCUGGGCUGGAAAGAAGGGGCGUCAGAGGACGCGGGUGUAGGGAGGGGAGGAGACGGCCCAGCAAACCCUGCUCUUCCUCUUCCUCCUCCUCCUCCUCCUCCUCCUCGGAUCAGGGACCAAUAAAGCCGCUGCUAGAGCAGGGCAUCCGGCAGAGAAAGGGUUAAGCCGGAUCCGCUCGGACCGAUCCCUUCCCCGGCGAGGCUGCGGGACCGACUGCAGCAAGCAGAAGGACUCGUCGGCCGCCUCCCCCGCAGCCCCAGCUUCAGCCUCCGCUCAGUCCUUCGGAUGCUUUCCAAGCCUGCUCUCUUAAUAAGGGCACGAGCCGGAGGUCCCUUUCGCUGUUCUCUCGCUCUCCUUUUUCGGCCGCCUCUCUCGCAGCCGCCUUGUCUGGAAUUCCGGGAGUGCCUCUUAAAAAGAGCGGCGAUGGCCACCAAGAUCGACAAAGAAGCUUGCCGAAGGGCCUACAACCUGGUGAGGGAUGACAGCACGGGAGUGAACUGGGUGACAUUUAAGUAUGAAGGCUCCACCAUCAUCCCAGGACACAACGGGGUGGAUUACGAAGAAUUUAUACGACAGUGUACAGAUGACAUUCGGUUGUUCGGCUUCAUCCGGUUCACCACUGGAGACACCAUGAGCAAGCGAGUCAAAUUUGCACUGAUCACCUGGAUAGGGGAGAACGUCAGCGGCCUUCAGAGAGCUAAAACGGGGACGGAUAAGACCCUCGUGAAAGAAGUUGUACAGAAUUUCGCCAAAGAGUUUGUGAUCAGCGAUCACAAGGAACUGGAUGAAGAUUACAUCAAGGGUGAAUUGAAGAAAGCUGGAGGGGCGAAUUAUGACGCUCAGACAGAAUAAACCCGGAAGGGGAUCACACUGUGCCUCCUGCAGCCACCUGAACGGAUGUGCCACCCAAGGAGGCGGGCAAGCACAAUUUAUCUGUGAAAACAAAACUGGAAGAUAAUUUGAGGCAAGUGUGAGAAAGAAGCUGCUUCAUUUCAGGCUUCUCUGAAGCUUGUUCCUAUCUCCAGAAAUGGACCUCGGGUUGUUGUUUUUUCCCAUUCCAUCCUCCAAACCAGCUCCUUCUCGUGUGUUUUUUUUUCCC
Messenger RNA from Ahaetulla prasina, 1297 nucleotides. It is a transcript of the gene COTL1, whose product is annotated as coactosin like F-actin binding protein 1. Gene Ontology annotation, cellular component: actin filament; plasma membrane; cortical actin cytoskeleton. The transcript is spliced from 4 exons. Bases 484 to 1050 code for a protein of 188 amino acids. Gene Ontology annotation, molecular function: actin filament binding. The record is from RefSeq and is a predicted model, not a curated record. NCBI's taxonomy places the organism in Eukaryota, Metazoa, Chordata, Lepidosauria, Squamata, Colubridae. Gene Ontology annotation, biological process: regulation of actin filament polymerization.